AUGUCUAACAAAGGAAGUGGCCGCGGUUUUCUAUUCUCUCGAGGUGGCCGUGGAGGCGGUGGUGGGCGCGGUGGCAUUCUUGGUUCUGCUGUUCGUGGGGUCGCUGGUGGAAUUGGGCUUGUCUCAGAGAGUGUUAGCUCUUACAAGGAGAAAAAGGCCGCUGAGAAGAGUGAGAAGAACGCGCCAGCACUAGUCCAGCAACAGCAGCAACCAGCACAUAAUCCUGAAGCAAGCUCGAGUAACGAUGCUCCCGUCUAUGAAAUGCCGGAAGACUCAUCUUAUCAAUCAGACCUCAAGAAUGACGCGACAGAACGACAAUGGGAGCUUGAUGACACACAAACUGAGCUUCUGUCAAACCCACAGGGUGAACCUUCACCACCACAGCCCGCAAAAGAUGACGCCGAUCUCGCCACCAUCUUCAUCAGAGAGCAUGGUUCAACCCCGAUAACCGGCCAACAAUUGGAAAUGCCAGUUAUUCUCGCGCAACGAAGACCCAAGAACCGCUCCCGUGGGUUUGUUCGUGGAUAUCCCCCCAUGCUUGAGGAUGUAGGCAUCGAUGAAGCCACUUGGCUCGAUUUUCUCGACAAAUUCGAUGCCGCGACGAUGGCUUCGCCGUGGAUCCAGGUUCUCAACUUUGCAGAAAUCGGUGGAUUUUUUGUAGGAUUUGCGCCGAGUAUUGCUAUUAGUGCAGCGACAUAUUUGACUAUUGAGAUUACCAAGGAUAUGCAUAGCCGACAGAACACAAACAAGUUCUUGACAAAGAUGAACGAAGAGUACUUCUUUCCUAGAGGUCUCUGCUGCCUCGUCAUGACGUGGAGAGAAGAUACCGGAAGACCUCAUGAGAUGGUUGACAUAACUAAGACCAUUGCUUCCGGAAUGAGCCCAGAAGACUCUGGGGUCGCAGAUAAAUUCAAGAGAUCUAGUGGCAAGACGUAUGGUGAUUUCGCUCUUCCUGAGGCUGCACCUCUCGUGUUCCCUACACUGGAUACCCUCGAUGCUGCUGAUAACGAGGAGUCCAAGGGCUUCAAGGCUACUAUGGCUAGAAAGAAGAAUUUUGUCGCAGAGUACUUCGAUAAGAGAGGACAGGCCGAGUUUGCGCACAAGAGCCCAGAGAAUGUCCUGGCCAACCAACAGCAAAAGCCAGAGUUUACUUCGCGUUACGCCGAUCCAUCUCACCCGUCGAACAGUGGCUCUGUCAUUUCGCUGCUGACCGGAGGUCAUGUUGACCCUACCAAGGCUCGCCAAGGUCGAAGUGGCUUGUUUUCACGUCGAGGAGGAAGGGGAGGCAGAGGUGGCAUGAGUGGAAGAGGUGGUUCCAGAUCCGGGCCAGUUUUUGAGUACUCGCCAGGUGAGUACGCGAAGAAGAUGUUCUUGAGCAAGGACGUCUUGUACUUGAUGGUUGUCAACUUGCCCUCUGAGCAAGAGCUCAACGAGGCUAAGGCUGCUAUGGGACGAGCCUGA
Molecule: messenger RNA, 1461 nt
Organism: Fusarium coffeatum
Lineage: Eukaryota; Fungi; Ascomycota; Sordariomycetes; Hypocreales; Nectriaceae
Exons: 4
Coding region: 1-1461 (486 amino acids)
Source: RefSeq, a predicted model, not a curated record